AUGUCCUCGAUAGUAACAACCUUGUUCAAAGCCACUCUCGGUUUACUAGUCAACAAAGGUAGAGAUAAGGCCGCAGAGAUUCUGAAAGAUGGCGAUGUAACAGAUCGAAGACUCCACUCCUUGAUCGUCCGUGAAAUAGACGACAUCAAGUCCAAGUUGGACGCUUUAUCGAAGAAAGAUUUAGAAGCGAGUAUCAGUUUCUUUGAGGAAGGAAUUGCGUUGUUGUAUGAAGUGUUUGACAUAGUAAAGUCUAGAAACAAGCGUGGUGCGGCAACAGCACAAGCAGCUUGCGAUGAAGCAUUUUCUCUCGUUGAAGGAAUCACAAGGUUAGAGCUUACUGGCCUGGACGAGUCUGCUACAAGAAAGCUUUCCACUGCAAAGGAAAGAUUCAAAGAUGCUCGAAGGAAAGCAACGAGGGCCUUUAAAAACGAAGGCCUCAAAACAUCUGACCGCAUUCUGGCCAUGAAGUAUCGAGUAAUGGCAACGAUAUUGGAAACAGUAGACAAUCCCGCUGAUGCAGUGGCACCAUGUGGAGUGUGUGUAAAGGAACUUAACAGUCUGUCAGCAGUACAGAAUAGCUUUGACGUUCAGCUCAAGACAGGCAUUCAGAAAGUGAGGGGUUUACUUGGUAAAGAGGAAAGAAGGGAAAUAAUUUUUAAUGUUUGUCAUGUGAAUCGCGUGAUCUCUGAUAUUGCGCUCGCAUUGGGGAGAGUUGACUUCAGCCCGAGUGUUGAUAUUGGAGAAAAUAAGGUUAUUCCAUUGUGUGACGCGAAAGUAAAAGACGUGUUACUCAAACAUGGCAAAGAGUAUUGUUGUGUUCCACCAAGGUCACUUGGUCAGGAGGGUAAAGAGGAACACAAGCAAACAGACUUGCAUCACGUGAAAGUGUUUGACAACAGCGGCAAGUUUAUGAAACAAUCGAGUCUCUCUACCGAUGAAGUAAAUGCAACAUAUGCUUAUGAAGUUGCCACAGACAUGAACGACAACAUCUUCGUGCUGACCAAACUGGAGAAGCCUGGGAGUGAGUUAUCUUAUUGGGUUUAUAAACUUACUAAAACCGCUGACCUGCAUCACAAGUUUCGUCUGAGGGGAGAGGGCAGGUACAGCGGACUGUCAGUCAGUGAUGAAGGGAAAGUGGUGACCUUGAGGAGGGAGAGAGUAGUAGAGGAAUAUGACACUGAUGGAGAGCUUGUUCGCAGUUUUGAACUUGAAAGAAUGAAGUUCUUGUGUGGUGUCACUGUUGCUAAUGACGGCCGUGUUAUGGUAAUGCAACAAGAUGGCUAUGAACCCUGUGUUCACAUAUUCAGUGAAUCCGGCAACUAUCUAGACAAAUUCAAACUGCAAGAAAUUAUGUGUUGGUACAGUAGCAUUACACUUCACCGAGAAAGUGAAGAAGUCGUUGUCGCCGGUGCUAUAAAAAAAGAACUCCUGAAGAUUGAAAUGUACAGUAAAGAUGGUGAGUUUGUGCACUGUACAGAAAUCCCAGUUGAUGCUGUGAUCUAUUCUGUGUCAGGGAUUACGGUGACAACCACGGGACACAUUGCUUGUAUUGCAGAUAACAAGGUAUUUAGUUCUUGAAGAGUGGUAAGGGGGAGGUCCAAAAAGAAGAAAAAUUUGUUAACAUCUUUAAGAUUCACGUUUAUCUAAAAGAAAAAAUUCACAGUUCACAUGGUCUUAAUUUCAUAUUGUUACAAGUCAUGAAAAGUAAAAAGUCACUUGUUUAAUCCUGCAUCAUCCAAAAGCCUCUCUUUGAACUGCUGGUUUUGAUGGUUUCUUGUUUUUCUAAAUUGUUCAGCUAUCUUUUUUGGCUGAAUUCAUUUUUAAGAAGUAGUUUAUUUCCAUAUUUUCUUUUUGACUUUAAAUUUCCAGAGUGUACCUAGCUUUAAUGUAAAUUUUUGAAAGAUUAUAUGAAGAGUUAGUUUUGAUUGUGAUGACUUUAAUGACAGAACAUUUAGUUUCCUUCUUAGUAUGUAAAUGAACAGUCACAUGUAUUUGAAACAUUUUAUUUACAUGUUAAUAUUGCGUAGUAAGGUUUGUUUUUGGAGGGAGGGGUAGGAAGGAUUUGCAGAACCUUGGGAUGAAAUUGAUUUUAUUUCCUGAUUUAACUCUUGGCUAGGUUGGUUGGUUUUGACUUUGCCUCUCGAUGCAUUACAAGUUUGUUAUUGUUUCAUGUUUUAUUAUAGGCUGUUUAUCCUAUUUCUUUAUACAUUGAAAUGAUUUUAUUUUCAAAUAGUGAAAGUUUUAGCCAAAAUUUAAUGCAUUUUAUUGCAAAUUGUAGUCAGAAAUUUCUAUAAAAAUUAUUGUGUUGUUACAUAAAAAUUGUUUGAUUUGUAAAAUACCAAAACUUGAGAGAGUUAGUGGUUGGGUAUCAAAUUGAACAUAAUCAACUAGACCAAUACCUCCUGAGUAAGGCUCGUUACGCCGUAAAGUCGAGAAGUGGUAUGCGAUCCGAGAGAAAGGAGGGGUUUUUGCUACGUCAUCCCUUCGUCGGCGUGAAAACGAGGUUUUAAAGUGCAUAACAUUUGUUUACUCCCUUUUUCAACACCCUUAUCAACAUUGGCCGUCCAAAUACCCAGGUAGCUCAAAACACUUGCUUCAUUGGUUUAAUUUUACUUCAAGGUGACGUCACGUGACUUAUCAUGUGACAAGAAAAAUCCUAAAGAAGCCCUUGAAAAUAUUAAAAAAUCUUUGUCUAUUAAAUUUGAUUCUUGGCCUCUGUUGUCAAACCUUUUUAUAAUUUGGCUGUCCAAAACGUUCACUUCACCAUUAACAAGUAUUUUGUUCUUUGUUUAAUGAUCGAAGAUCAAUGCUUGGUCGAUUAAAUGACAAAACAUGCAAGCGAGGCUGACGCUCUAAGCUGUCAAUCCUCUACCUCUAGUUCAAGAUGAUAGUUUUAAAGUUUUCAGGCUGUCAUUACAGUGAAUCCUUGAAGAACUAACAUCAAGACAUCAGUAUUGCGCGGAACAUUAUUCAUUACUCAAGUAAUAGUCGUACCAAGCUUCCAAAGCACAUAGGCCUUGCACCGUGUGUGCACCAUCUCACCUCAUCGCGUCUCCUUAUAACACUCCACAACAAAAUGGGACACUGUCGCAGUUAUGACAAACUGCGUGCGACAGACACUAGUAUCGCAGCGGAAGUACUUGCUGAAGCGGACGAGUAUGGCACUGUCGUACCGAAAACAAAGCCUGGCCCCGAUUGCUCGAAAGUUGGAUAACGCUAUCCACUGGAUAAAACUCUAUACGGUGGAUACACUUAUCCAUCGGAGAGCAAUAAUACCAUGGGUCAGGAAGAUAGACUGAGUAAUAGCAUUUGAUCUUGCUAUGUGUGUGAAGGCCAAGCAAAUACAGUGGAGGCUUGCAAACAAGUUUUCCGAAGUUGUGAUUCGAAUGGGUACGUUUCAUAUCGCAUUGAACUUCUUGGUGAUUAUUGGCAAAAAGUACCUAAACUCGGGCCUUGAAGAUCUGCUGAUCGAGAACCGUACUCACAGUCCUCUGCCAGCCUGUAUAAAUCUUGAAUGAAGGCAUCCACCGACUCACCAAGUAACUAGUGUCGUUUGUUAAACGAGAUCUUUGUAUUAUCAAAUUGCGGCGAACAUCGAAAUAACUAUUGAAAGCAGUGCGAACUUGUCAUAUGUAGCUUUUUUUUCGUCGAUUCGGAGUGGCUAGAAUGUCAUACUGGCGUAUUCGCAGGGAGUGGAAGUUGACUUGGCUGUUGCGGAUUAAUUUCGUUUUCUUGUGCUUCAGAAGGCAACCCUGAGGUUUUUUUUGUGCGUGAUACUGCUGCAGUGUCGAGCAUUUUAAGGGUUAAGGACCGCUGCCACCAUGUAUGAUUUAAGACUAGUUGAACAACAACACCUUUAUUGAAGAUGGCGACCCAUGUAAGCACACGGUUCCAGCGUGCAACGCGCAAGGUUAACGUGGUUGACAACGGUAGAGAUUGGCCUAACCCUACAACCACCACCACAAGGUAACGAUUGGCACCCAGAGGGUAAAAUGUUGAAACUUGUCCUGAUGACCAGAGACCCAACACCAAGAAGUCUGUUUGAACUAACCACAUGCCAAUGUAGAAGAUCUAUGUGCCAUGCAAGUUGUUCCUGUUCUGGUAUUGGCCUUCCCUGUACAGAGUCCUGUUUGUGCACAGCAGAUGAAGAAGCCUGCCAGAACCCUCAUCGCACGCCGCUUCAUUUUGAUAGUGACUCUGAAGAUAGUGACAAGGACUAGCUAUAUAGCUAGUGUUCUGUCACGCGUGUCACGCGUCUAGCGUUACCACACAGUUUAGCAUUGUAGCAAGGUAUCAUGGUAUUGAUUUUCCAUGUGAUUUAGGGAUUGUCAUUGUAUUGUCGUGCUCGCUGGUGAAAACCCUUUCUCGUUUCACCGCGAAAAUUUACUUCGAAUAAAUCUGGUUACACUGACUGAUGAAGGAUUUACGUCUCUUUUGUUACGGUGAGCAAACUUAUGGAUCAGGGUCCAAAGGAUCAGAAUAGCUGGGCACCUCUUUAACCACAUAAAUAGUUAAUUACUCUGGAAAACCCUAACGUACAAUUUUUAACAGUAUGAUGUACACAAUUUGAGAUGCACUGUUUCUUACAAAUUGGGUAAAAAAUCGAUCAACGUUCUAACGCAGUUGCUUUUUAGUAGUAGUUUUGCAAAAUUGAAACUGUUUGUUACUGUCGAUUGUAAACAUAGGGAACAUCUUGGUCAAGACUACUUUAUAUUACUACAUGUAAAUCGUUUACCGGAAAAAAAAUGAAUGUCAGCUCUUCAAGGAUUCACUGUAGUGAUAGUCUGAAACUUUAAAACUAUCAUCUUUAACGAGAAGCAGAGGAUAAACAAUUCAGAGCAUCAGCCUCGUGUUCAUGUUUUGUCAUUUAAUCGACAAAGCAUUAAUCUUCGAUCAUUAAAAGAAGAAAAAAAUACCUGUAAAUGGUGAAGUGAAGGUUUUGGACAGCCAAAUGAUAAAAGGUUUGUGAUAAGAAAGGCCGAGCAUCAAAUUUCAUACUUGUUUAUAAAAAGACAAGGAUUUUUUAUAUUUUCAAGGGUUUCUCCAAGAUUCUUCUUGUCACGUGAUAAGUCACGUGACGUUGCCCUAUGGUGAAAUUAAACUACGAAGGAAGUAUUUUGAACUAACUGAGUAUUUGGGCCGCUUAUGCUGAUAAGGGUGUUAAAAAAAUUAGUAAACAAACGUCAUGCACUCUACAACCUCGUUUUCACGCCGGCGAAGGGAUGACGUAGCAAAAACCUCUUCUUUCUCUCUGAUCGUAUACCACUUUUCGACUUUACGACGUAGUGAGCCUUACUAAGGAGGUAUUGGUCUGAAAAAAUCCACUGUCAAACCUUUUCUAGCUCGUGGGUUGAACGAAACCCCGAUUUUCCGGUCUCUGCUACCUGACUAUUACAAACAAAGUAAGAGUUCAACUAGCGUAUCAAAUAAAUGACGUCACGCGGCCUCAAACCCUUCGUUGUCUUCUGUGUCAUUACCGUAAAAAUAGUUUCCGGGUGCUACCUGUACUUCGCUUAUCCGCAAUGUCCUCCAUAGCAACAGCCUUGUUCAAAGUCACUAUCGGUUUGCUAGUCGACAAAGGCAGAGAUAAGGCCGCAGAGAUUCUGAAAGAUGGCGAUGUAACAGAUCAAAGAUUCCACUCCUUGAUCGUCCGUGAAAUAGACGACAUCAAGUCAAAGUUGGACGCGUUAUCGAGAAAAGAUUUAGAAGCGAGUAUCAGUUUCUUUGAGGAAGGAAUCGCGUUGUUGUAUGAAGUGUUUGACAUAGUAAAGUCUAGAAACGAGUGUGGUGCGGCAGCAGCACAAGCAGCUUGCGAUGAAGCAUUUUCUCUCGUUGAAGGAAUCACAAGGUUAGAGCUUACUGGCCUGGACGAGUCUGCUACAAGAAAGCUUUCCACUGCAAAGAAAAGAUUCAAAGAUGCUCGAAGGGAAGCAACGAGGGCCUUUAAAAACGAAGGCCUCAAAACAUCUGACCGCAUUCUGGCCAUGAAGUAUCGAGUAAUGGCAACGAUAUUGGAAACAGUAGACAAUCCCGCUGAUGCAGUGGCACCAUGUGGAGUGUGCGUAAAGGAACUUAACAGUCUGUCAGCAGUACAGAAUAGCUUUGACGUUCAGCUCAAGACAGGCAUUCAGAAAGUGUGGGGUUUAUUUGGUAAAGAGGAAAGAAGGGAAAUAAUUUUCAAUGUUUGUCAUGUGAAUCGCGUGAUCUUUGAUAUUGCGCUCGCAUUGGGGAGACUUGACUUCAACCAGAGUGUUGAUAUUGGAGAAAAUAGAGUUAUUCCAUUGUGUGACGCGAGGGUAAAAGACGUUUUACUCAAACAUAGUAAAGAGUAUUGUUGUGUUCCAUUACGGUUAUUAGGUCAGGAGGGUGAGGAGGAACACAAGCUGAAGGACCCGUUGGGUAUCGCUACAAACUCCAGCGGAGAAUUUAUUGUAACAGACUUGCAUUACGUGAAAGUGUUUGACAAAAGCGGCAAGUUUGUGAAACAAUCGAGUCUCUCUACCAAUGAAGUAAAUAAAACAUUUGCUCGUGAAGUUGCCACAGACAUGAGCGACAACAUCUUCGUGCUAACCAGACUGAAGAAGCCUGAGAGAGAGAGAUCUUAUUGGGUUUAUAAACUUACUAAAACCGCUGACCUGCAUCACAAGUUUCGGCUGAGGGGAGAGAGCUUGUACUGGGGACUGUCAGUCAGUGAUAAAGGGAAAGUGGUGACCUUGCGGGACUUGGAUACAGUGGAAGAAUAUAACACUGAUGGAGAGUUUGUUCGCAUUUUUGGACAAGGAAUAAUAAGCUCAGCGUUUUCUGUCAUAGUUACUAAUGAUGGCCGUGCUAUGGUAGUAGAUGAAGAUGACCACUGUGUUCACAUAUUCGGUGAAUCCGGCGACUAUCUUGACAAGUUCAAACUGCAACGAAUUGACUAUUAUGACGCAAGCAUUACAUUUCACCGAGCAGGUGAACAAGUCGUCGUUGCUGGUACUCGAGAGGGUAAACCCCUGCAGUUUGAAAUAUACAGUAAAGAUAGCGAGUUUGUGUACUGUGCAGAAAUCGCAAUUGAUGGUGGGAUCAGUUCUGUGAGAGGGAUAACGAUGACAACCAAGGGACGCAUUGCUUGCGUUACACGUGACAAGGUAUUCAUUUUUUGAAGAGGGUUGUAAAGGGGAGGUCCAAAAGAAGAAAAAUUUGAUAAACAACGUUAAGAUUCACAUUUCUCUAAGAGGAGAAAUACACAGUUCACAUGGUCUUAAUUUUUAUAUUGUUACAAGUCAUGAAAAGUAAAAAGUCACUUGUUUAAUCCUGCAUCAUCCAAAAGCCUCUCUUUGAACUGCUGGUUUUGAUGUUUUCUUGUUUUUCUAAAUUGUUCAGUUAUCUUUUUUGGCUGAACACAUUCGUAAGAAGUAGUUGAUUUCCAUAUAUCCUUUUUGACAUUGAAUUUCCAAAGUGUACGUAGCUUUUAUGAAGAUUUUGAAAAAUUAUAUGAAGUGAUAGUUUUGAUUGUGAUGACAGAACAUUUAGUUUCCUUCUUAGUAUGUAAACGAACAGUCACAUGUAUUUGAAACAUUUUAUUUACAUGUCAAUAUUGCAUAUUAAGGUUUCUUUUUGGAGGGAGGGGUGGGAAGGAUUUGCAGAACCUUGGAAUGACAUUGAUUUUAUUUCCUGAUUUAACUCUUGGCUAGCUUGGUUGGUUUUGACUUUGCCUCUCGAUGCAUUACAAGUUUGUUAUUGUUUCAUGUUUUAUUAUAGGCUGUUUAUCCUAUUUCUUUAUACAUUGAAAUGAUUUUAUUUUUAAAUAGUGAAAGUUUUAGCCAAAAUUUAAUGCAUUUUAUUGCAAAUUGUAGUUAGAAAUUUCUAUAAAAAUUAUUGUGUUGUUACAAAAAACUUGUUUGAUUUGUAAAAUACCAAAACUGGGUAUCAAGCUGAACAUAAUCAACUAGCCAAUACAAACUUGUUCACUUAAUUCAUAGGGAAACCUUUUCAUAGUUUCCUUUCAUGCAAUGGAUUUAUUGAAAGGAAUGAUAGAAAAUCGAAGAAGUAUGGUUUUAGCAGAAAAAAUUUAAAAAACCAGUUGAGUUAAUGUGGCCUGUCAUUCCUGUUUAUUCCUUUGGUAAUGUAUUAAAACAAUUUUUACUUAAAUCCAAAGAUUUUAUCCCUGCCAUUUUCAGGAUGUUUAUUAGUCAUUGCACAAUAGAGAAUUAUCUUGUUACUGUGCAUGUGCAAAAUUUUCCAGUCAAAUUUAAAUUUUCUGAGCUAUUUUUUCUUUUGCUUAUGAGGUUUAUUCUCCUGUUACUACCAGAACAUCUUUCAAGAAGACUCUUCACUUUGCCUUUAGCAGCACCUAUUUUGAGCUCUGUGUGAUACUAUAAGACUGUGAUUAUCAUUCACUUACCAGGCAAUCAAUGUCACAAGUAAACAAGUUACUUUGUUAGUAUAAUUAGUAGUCUGAUUAGUAUACUUAUUUUAUGGAAAAUGCUGAACAACUUUUAACCCUUUAAAUCCCACAAUCUGAUGGUAACUUCUCCUCUCUUGCCACUACACAUUUCCUUGUAAAUAAGUUAGGAGAAUUUGGUGUUAGGUUGAGAUAACUUCUUCUUGAUAAGUUUGAGUAUUCUGAUGACCUGUUUGCUGUCAGAUAAUGUUUAGAUAUUAUAGGGAGAAGUUACUUGUUAAUCACUUUGGGAGUUAAAGGAUUAACAGAAUUUUAUUGGAUUUCAGUGCGGCUUAAUAUGCCCACUUCAAUUAUUGAACAGUCUCAUUCCUAAGCAAUAUCACUUUCAAUUGAUUAAUAGAGUCUAUUAAACCUACAUUGUGGCAACUUAAUACUCACUGAGGUUUAGUUAAAUUGAAAUUCCUAAAGAUUGGAUUUGUUUAUCAUGAUGUCUUUAGUAUUCCUUACAAAGCAUUAUUUUUGUAUACAGUAUGGCAAUAGCAUUGUUGUGGGUAACCAGUCAACUCGCCGACGGACCAACUCGCCGACGCCAACUCGCCGACGUAUAAAAUCGAGUAGAGACGUCGGCGAGUUGGUCGUCAAUCCAAUACAACUUAUUAGAAGUUAAACAUACAGAGAAGUAAACGAAAUUUAGUAAAAAAACUCUGGCGAACAUUGGUGAACAUCAAACAGAAGCUUAAACAUCGGUGAACAUUGGUGAACAUCACCAAUGACUAUAACAGCUUAAGACGCGAACGAGUUAUUGUGCGACAAUAACACCGUAAAGACUCAUCAUGUCAAUCGCUCAGAUUUUUUAACGAAAACUUGGCUUUCUAGACGAGAUCUUUAGAAAAAUGCAAUUAUUUUUAUUUGCAACAAAGUUUAUAAGGAUCUUAAGGCGAAUAAAGCGAAGUAAACCUCACCAACGACUCUAACAGCUUCAGACGCGAACGAGUUAUUGUGUGACAACAACACCGUUAAGACUCAGCAUGUCAAUCGCUCAGUUUUUUUAACGAAAACUUGGCUUUCUAGACAAGAUCUUUAGUAAAAAGCAAUUCUUUUUAUUUGCAACAAAGUUUAUAAGGAUCUUAAGGCGAAUAAAGCGAAGUAAACAUCACCAACGACUCUAACAGCUUCAGACGCGAACGAGAUAAAUUAUUGUGUGACAACAACACCGUAAAGACUCAUCAUGUCAAUCGCUCAGAUUUUUAGACGAAAACUUGGCUUUCUAGACGAGAUCUUUAGUAAAAUGCAAUUCUUUUUACUUGCAACAAAGUUUAUAAGGAUCUUAAGGCGAAUAAAGCGAAGUAAACCUCACCAACGACUCUAACAGCUUCAGACGCGAACGAGUUAUUGUCUGACAACAACACCGUAAAGACUCAUCAUGUCAAUCGGUCUUAUUUAUUUAAGUCAAGACGCUUGGUAAAAAGUCAACGCACAAAUAUAUUUUUUGGUCUUACUACUCGUGUUAAAUGCAAUCGAAAGUGACGGUUUUCUGUGGAGAGCCUCGAGGCGAUUAAAGACCUUGUUUUCUGGCGCACAGCUGUUUUCAAACGAGGCGCUCAUUUUUUAAAACCAACAUGUUUACCUAACACGAGGAUCCCUCUUUGCAAAGGCGCCGAAUUCGUGUAACUAUGUUGAUAAUACAAGAUACACUGAUCAAAGCAAUGAUUUCUAGUUUUUGCAAGAGCAUGUAUUUGAGUUAUUUUCGUUUUCAAUCAAAUGCGUGGCAAGAUGAGGGUGUGAUAUUUUUUCACUCACAAGUCUCACAACGAAAGAAGGUGCAAGGUUUUUAUUUACUUUUGAAAAAAGCAGGUCUUGCUUAAAAGCAAGUCUCUCCCAUUUAAAACUAUCAGAGUUUUACAGCGGAUUCUAACAAUCUUUGUUAAAAGUAAGGAGCUAUCAACAGCUUCUCCAAAUUUUCGGAGAGAGCAGGCGCUGGCGCACAGCUGUUUUCUAGUUUUCAACCAAACGCGCGGCAAGACGAGGGUGUGAUAUUUUUACUCACAAGUCUCACAAUGGAGAAGUUACGAAUUUUUUUUUUGUUUUAUAUUCUCUUUCGAGAAUUUGAAAGAUGAAUCUGACAGCGUCAAUGACGAAUAUACACGUAACCUGUUGAGCAAAAAAAAAAAAAGAAACAAGCAGGACAUGACGAUGCGAAAAAAAUCUCAGCUCCUGCUAAAAAAUUGUGGGAGGAGAUUAUUCAGUUUUUCGUGCUUACGAAGCGCAUUGUUCUAAAUUUUCUGUCCAAUGUUUUUUUACUAAAUACCGUUUAAUUUUCUGUAUGUUUAGCUUCUAAUAAGUUGUAUUGGAUUGACGACCAACUCGCCGACGUCUCUACUCGAUUUUAUACGUCGGCGAGUUGGUGUCGGCGAGUUGGUCCGUCGGCGAGUUGACCGUAAACCUUGUUGUGCAUUACAAUUUUCCUAAUGUGUUUUUUGUAUCUACAGCUCUAAGCUGAUUCAGUAGGUUUAAUUAGAAGAGUUAUUGAGUUACUUUUUUUUACGACUAACAAUGCUUUAAAACUGUAAAGUAAUUUAGAGGGGUGAAUUGGUUUGCAGAUAUUUGGAUUUAGGUUUUAUAACUCACUCAUUGCCAAUUUUAUGCAAUAUUUUGUAGAUUUGAAACACUUGCUUUGAAUUCUGGACUCAAUGCAUUUGAUAAUGUGGAGUGUGGAUAGGAGAUAAGUCAGUAAGGUAAAUUAUCAAAAGGAUUCAUGAAUAAUUUAUUUUACUUUUAUUAUUCAGUCGAACAAUGCUUGAAAAC
Messenger RNA from Pocillopora meandrina, 11188 nucleotides. Lineage: Eukaryota; Metazoa; Cnidaria; Anthozoa; Scleractinia; Pocilloporidae. The record is from the annotation of a GenBank genome assembly.